Molecule: messenger RNA, 1400 nt
Organism: Ceratitis capitata (Mediterranean fruit fly)
Lineage: Eukaryota; Metazoa; Arthropoda; Insecta; Diptera; Tephritidae
Exons: 4
Coding region: 196-1323 (375 amino acids)
Source: RefSeq, a predicted model, not a curated record
UGCGCUGCGGCAACAAGAAGUAAACGAUCGUGUCACAAAAUUGUGGUCUUUACGUGAAUAUUUUCGGAUUUUUUUUUCUGAUUAUAAUAUUUUACUGAUUUUCGUACGUUCUGACGAAAAUAUACUAGAUUCGUACAUAUACAUAUGUGGUGUUGAGUAGAUUGAAAAGCGUGUCAGUGUGCCUACAAAAUCGAGAUGCUUUUGAAGAAAUUGGCAAUAUGGCAAUUUGUGUUAGUUUUUGCCGCUUUUAUGCCCAAAUUAAUGGAGUGUAAAUCAUUUUUCGGCAUUGGUAUGCGUAUUCUGAACGAUGAAUUGUUAUUGAAAGAUGUACUGCAAGCACCGCCAGUCAGAAGUGAUGAGAAUCCGGUUGUUGGCUUUAACUAUGCCAUUCCACAGCCGAUAACUUAUAUUGAAAUAGUUUCAGAUCAAAAUGUUUUGGCUGAUGUUAACUUCAGUUAUCAAGAUGACUUGGUCAAGGGAAACAUAACUGCGAUUGAUGAUGACAACACAACGACUGAUAUCUUGGAACCAUUUCAAGUGGAAAUAUUAAUCUAUGGAUUCAAAGAGACUGUACUCAAUGUGGAUUCGUCUUAUAUAUUAAAUAGAGAUCAGCAAUUUCAAGGCAUACUUGAACCCACUAACGAUGAAUUCGAUGAAGAUUGGGAUGAAUUUGAAGGGGAGGACACAACUAAUACGAGUGAAGAGAUAGUGAUUGAUUCGGAAGAAGAUAUGGACUAUAAGGACAAUUUUGGUGAGCCAGAUAAAAUAAUCGAGUUGGGCGCGCGUCAAGCAGGUGAUUAUUUGCUUUAUGAAACCUACCAGACUUCGUUGAAGAACGAGGAGGAAGCUUCAACGCAUAACGUUACUUUCUACUAUAUUGAUAGUAAUUUCAUCACUUACGUACGCUUUAUAAUAUUUGAUCACACGGAGGAUAAUGAACCACCAGAGGUAGAAUACACACACUUUUCACCGAAUAGCCUCAAAGCUACCAUCACAGAUGCCAAUACCACAAAUCUGUUUGUACAGAUGCUGAUGUAUGGUUAUACGAAAGAAGAUCUUCCAUUUGACUAUGAACCAUUUUUGACGAGCAGACUUAAUAUACCCACCGAAUCGCCAUUGGAACGCUUGAAAGCGCUAAUGAAUUCAAAAAUAAGGAAAACUUUCGACGAUCCAGAGGAGAUAAACUUCGAAACAGGCGAAAAAAGUUCGUUGCUAAAUAAUAGUAGCACAACUGAUGCGUCAACCAGAAAUUAUUUGAAUGAAUAUACAGUAUUUAACAUAUUUAUAAUUUAUUUAUUAACAAAUUUCAAUUUGUUCAUUUAAACAGGUGGUCACUGAAAUCAAAUGUACUUAUACAAAUUAACUUAUUAACAUUUAUUGUGUUUAUAUAUAUAAAAAAA